AACAGGAGUGCAUUGGGUCGGUCACACUGGUAUUCUACGUUCUGAUGCAGCCUGUCCUGGAGAAACCAUCAGUCUGUAACUCCCUCAACACGACUCUGCGAUUCAGCGUUGAUUGGGUCACUGGGACCAAAGGUCGCUGAUUCCUUUUGUAGCCUGUGAUUUUUAGACAGAAUGCCUGCUGUACUCUUAGCCUUCUUAAAUAUUUAGUAAGAUCUCUAAUGUCUAAUGCUCUCCUUGUACUAAACCUGGGUUUUCAGUUCCUUCCAGGUCUCCGUGGAAAACUGAAGAUUCUUGUGUGCUUUCAGAAAAGAGGUUCCAAGGAAAAGGGCAGCCAUUUAGUUUUCACAAGUCUGGGCAGUGAGCGAUUUGGAGCUUCCAUCCUUGGCUGACAUCAUGAACACCAAUGUUGCUGGCCUCGAUCGCAAGAAGGGUGGGACUUCGUGCUUAGCCUUCCUGGGGAAGGGCCUGUCCCUGGGUCACGUCCCCAGUGACCACAGGAGGAAGAGAAGGGAUGAGGAUCCUGGGGGGCCUGGCUCUGCGUCCACCCGUCUCUGUGUGGAUGCCUCCUGUGUCCAGGGUGAUAACCGGUCACCCGAAUGUGUCCUUGGGGUCAUUCCUGGCUUCUCCUGCCGCUUGAUCACCCCUCUGGCUGCAGGGAGCCCAGGACGGAGAAGGAGAGACCUCAUUCUCCCUGGGGAAUGCAGGCUGAGACCACCCAUGCUUCUGGAGCAGGGUUUCAUGUGGGGGAGGUCCCUCCAGGGAGGGACAGUGAACUGACGCUGUGAUAUUGCUCAGGAUGGAGGCCCAGGGCAGACGGCGUCACCAGCUGCCGCAGAAGCCAGGUUGCCAGAGGGGCUGUGUCACCAGCCCUGGGGACGCCAUGUUGCUGUGCGUUUCGACACAUUCCCGUGGAGUGUCUGAGGAAAAACAGGGCACACGCAUUCCUGAUAAGAUUGCACCAAAAGGCCAGGGCGGGGGACCAGGCUCCCAGCCUCCCUCUGUCUCAGUUGGGGGCCGAGGGGCAGGGACAGCCAGGAGAAGGCCCAGCCAGAUGCUGCUGGCUUCCCCCAGGACUCUGCCCGACUGGCCUCUCGGUUAAACCUCCUCACCUGAGCCUCUCUUAUGGCGUGGUUGAGUCACACAUGAGAGGGUUUUGUCUGCCGGGAGGGGCUCUUCUUAUGGGACAACAGGGGCGCGAGGUGUGUGGUGUGGCUCUCAGGGAUGUGUCUGGACUCUAUCACGUCUGAGUGUCCCUGGGGCCAGAGUGCUGGGGGCAGGAGCCUGUGGUUUAUCAAGCACCUUCUGCCAGCUGAGGCCGUGACUGUUUGUCCCUUACUGGAGGAGGCUUCAAGGUCAGCCUCUUCUUCCUUUGAUCCCAAGCUUGCCGUGUCUCCUCCUCAUUCCCCACGUCCACAUGAAAAGGCAGUGUUCACAGGUGGGUUGGUCUGAGAUUGAAAUCGCAAGGCCAGGAUUUUCUGUCUGGGCAGCCCCCUCGAGUCAGCCUCAGAGGAGCCCAGACCUCCUGGAUGGCUUUCGGCGAGCCUCCCAGUGGGCACAGCACUCGCCACCGGACACUGCAUGGACUCAGCUUCCACACUGCAAUGGGUACGGCCUGGUCCUUGCACUACCAUGGGCAAGGAGGAACGCUAUGCCUGGUGGGGGUGAGCACCCCAUCUCAUGACAAAGCAGUUCUCCAGGGUCUGCCCCACUUUUCUGUAAACCUGGGGGUCCAGCCCAGUGCAUUGGCUGGAAGGAGAGGGGACGCCUCCUGUCCCAGCUCACGGCGCUCUGCCGACCCCACUGUCCGCCCCAACCUUGGUGCUCCGGGGGGCCCCAAUGCCAUAGAUGCACUUCAUGGGGAGCAACUGGGGCUGUUCCUGAGGACCAAGAUGGGCAGAGACCCUAAAGACGUCCAUGGAUUGACCCCUGCUCUCUGUGGCCCCUGCCUGGCUGGCCUCCCCUCCUCACACUCUCCACAGCUCUCAUGCAACACAGCGCCUCUAAAAAUGCUGUCCUGAAAAUGUGCGCUUUGGGGAAGAGCAGCUUCCUCCUCUUCGACCAAGUUCGGGUCCCUUCUACCCUUCAGUGGCUGUAGGCAGUCGGUGAGGGUCCUGGACGGGGUGGGCUGGGGGCAGGGAGGGGCGCUGUGGGCUUUGGUUGCUCAGGGCUCCUGGCAGACACACCAACCUGGUGUGUUUGGAAAUGCACCUGGAUGUGUGCUGACCUCUGUGUGGAGGACCACGGGUGUGUUCAUCCCCCACUGGCUGCACCCCCGGGAGGCUGCAGCGUGCACCAUUCGGUCCCUACGCUGCAGUUAUUCUUGUAUUCUGCCUUGUCACUGGCCUUGCUGCCCAUGACUCCCUCAGGUCAGCCCACGUCUCUGUCAAACUUUCAUCCUCCGCAAUUCUGCGCAGCCUGUAAAUGCUUAAAAAAGAUUGCGGAACAGGUGAGUCACAUUACAGAAAGGACGCAACCUGGAAAAGCACAGACAUUCCUUCCCCUUCUGCACCUGUUAGAGUAAGGGAGGGGCAUGAGGGGGUGGGACCUGCACAAGGUGCAGCUGAUGGAAAUGCAGUCUUCAGGAGAAGCCCUGGCUCUGUAACGGCAAAGGCUGCGUGCCUGGGAAAAAGACAAACGUGUCUUAUCCAUAGACGGCCCCCCUGCCCCAAAGGCUGUCACGCUGCCGUUCAGUUAUCUAUUCUGCAGCGAUAGAACUGGCUUGACCUAAAAAUUCAGUGACGGAAAAAUGUCAUCUAAUGCUGCUUAGUGCAGUCAGGCGGUCAGCAGAUGAGGGCAGAAGGCCACUGGUCUUUGACAGAACACGCGGACGGCGAAAUAACAAAACAGGCAGCGGAUGAGGGCAGAAGGCCACUGGUCUUUGACAGAACACGCGGACGGCGAAAUAACAAAACAGGAUUCAGGCUGCACUGUCAGCAGCGGAGACAAACAAUUCUUCCAAAAUAAACAAGCGAGCUCCCAGCAGAGGCCUGUGAAGUCUCCCGUUCUGCCCAAACCACACACAUGUGGCCCACAGAGGAGGCUGCAGAGGCCCACGGGGCACUCAAGUGGCCGAGUGUGAGACCCAGGUCACCGGCCGUCCUCCCUGUCAGAACAAAAGGUUCAUGGAAAGGGCCAGGAGGACACAGUGAGGGAACCGAAUGCCACUGGCAUUUCCUGGAUCUUUUGUGCCAUAGUCUAAGCAUUUAGAGGAAGCACUGCGAGUUUGCUGCGCUGGAAGCUGAUGUGCUCCCCAAACACAAGACGCAGGACUGGAGGCCUUGCCCCGCAGCUCGAGAGGCCGUUUUGGGACAUAUCAAGGAAGGAAGGCUUAAGCGACACAGGACCUGGCUGACUUACGCACCCGCUGUCUAAAGAUGGGGUGCUGGCCGGUGAACUGGAGUGGCUCACGGCAGACCUGGAGUGACAGUCAUGGGUCUGUACCUGUGUGGAGUCCUCCAUGGCUGGGCUUGCAGAGACUGAGCUGGACUGCAUUGUGCAUUGGCUGGAAGGAGAGGAGCCACUGAGAGACCCAGCUUACGGCACUCUGCCCACCCCAACCCUGGCGCUCCAGGGGGGCUCAAUGCCACAGACACACUCCAGGGGGACAAUUGGGGCUGUUCCCAAGGACCAGGAGGGACAAAUGCCCUAAAGAUGUCCAUGGUUUGACCCCUGCUGUCUGUGGGCCCUGCCUGGCUGGCCUCCCCUUCUCACACUCUCCACAGUCCUCAUGCAACGCAGCACAUCUGAAAAUGCUGUCCUGAAAACGCGCACUCUGGGGAAGAGCAGCUUCCUCCUCUCUGAGUGGAGCGGGCUGGCCCCAUGAGGCGUGAUUUUCAUUGUGAAAUGUGCUUCACGUAACACUGGGGCCCUUGUCACCAUUUUUAAUUGUACAGUUUGGAGGCAAUAAGUGUGUUCAUCAUCACCACCUUCCACCCACAGAGCUUCUUCAUCUUCCCAAACGGAAACUCUGUCGUCGGUAAACACUCCCUCCCUUCCCGCAGCCCCUGGCACCUGCCUUCUCCUUCCUGUCUCCAUGAACCUGAGAACUCUUCGGACCCCACCUAAGUAGAGUUGGGUGGGAUUUGUCCUCUGUGGCUGGCUCGCGUCACUCAGCGGCCCUGAAGACUCAUCUGCGCCGCAGCCUGUCCCAGAAUCUCCCUCCCUCUAACACUGAUUAAUAUCCUGCUGCACAAAAAAACAAAGAUGAUAGUUUGAUACCUGAAAUCUACUUGAAAAUUGGUAAGAAAAUGGGUCUGGCCAUGUUUUAUUUUUCCACACAGUCUCUCCCGACCCCGUGUUGCGUCCUAGUGCAGAGUGAGCACAAAACCAUGGGCUUGUGGAAAUGAAACUUUGUAUUUCCAGUGUCAGAGGGGAAGGGUCUUCUGGGGAGGUCCUGAGCCUCCUGCUGCCUCGAAGGUCUUCCAGUGUCAAACCCCCAGCAGGUGCUCACCCAGACAAGCG
Molecule: messenger RNA, 4461 nt
Organism: Pan troglodytes (chimpanzee)
Lineage: Eukaryota; Metazoa; Chordata; Mammalia; Primates; Hominidae
Exons: 1
Coding region: 1527-2018 (163 amino acids)
Source: RefSeq, a predicted model, not a curated record